AUACUCAUUUUUAACAUAAAAUACCUGGUUAAGUGGAAUAUGUUUGAUCACGCAGUUCACGGGUGUGUAAGUGCAACUGCUUACGAUCUCGGCUGUCGUUAAUUUGCAAUGAAGAUUUUAUUUUUGAUCAAGUUUUGAACUUGUGAUGCUUUGAUCCUUGAAAAGCCGAGAGUAUUUUUCUUUCUUGGUCUGGGUAGUGUUUUUUUGUGCUUUUUUUCAUUUCUUCUUCUUCUGGCUUGUUUGGUUGAGGUGUUCGAGGAAGAUUGAAGAUGAGGGAGACGACAGCGUCUGUAAUGUGUUUGUGGUUUCUUCUGUGUGGGUCUUGUUUGGGUCGGUUCGUUGUCGAGAAGAACAGCCUGAAAGUGACAUCCCCUGACUCCAUCAAAGGCGUGUACGAGUGUGCGAUUGGGAAUUUCGGGGUUCCGCAGUAUGGAGGAAGCAUGGCGGGCACUGUGGUUUAUCCAAGCUCCAACCAGAAGGCAUGCAACAGCUUCAAUGGCGUCUCCUUCAAAUCCAGGCCUGGUGGCAUGCCUAUCGUCCUUCUUGUCGAUCGUGGAGAUUGUUACUUCACUCUCAAGGCGUGGAAUGCCCAAAAAGCCGGAGCAGCGGCAAUUCUGGUUGCUGAUGAUAGGGUUGAGCCCUUGAUCACUAUGGAUACCCCAGAGGAAGAGGAUUCACACGCAGAUUAUCUACAAAAGAUAACCAUUCCAUCUGCACUUAUUAGCAAGUCCCUUGGGGAUAAAAUAAAAAAGGAACACUCUAAAGCAAAAGAAAUGGUUGUCAUAAGUCUUGAUUGGAGAGAAUCUCUUCCACAUCCUGAUGAGAGAGUUGAGUAUGAGUUCUGGACAAACAGUAACGACGAAUGUGGGCCCAAGUGCAGUAGCCAGAUAGGAUUCAUUAAAGAUUUCAAAGGAGCUGCCCAGAUACUUGAGCAGAAAGGAUAUACUCAGUUCACUCCACAUUACAUAACUUGGUUCUGCCCGGAGGCUUUUGUUUUGAGCAAGCAGUGCAAAUCUCAGUGUAUCAACCAUGGGAGAUACUGUGCACCAGAUCCAGAGCAAGACUUCAGUCAGGGUUAUGAUGGGAAAGAUGUAGUUUUGCAAAACCUGCGCCAAGCUUGCUUCUUUAAGGUGGCUAAUGAAAGUGGAAGGCCAUGGCUUUGGUGGGAUUAUGUUACAGAUUUUUCUGUCCGUUGUCCAAUGAAAUAUAAGAAGUACACCAAAGAGUGUGCUGAUCAAGUAAUGCGAUCACUUGGCAUUGAUCUUAAACAGAUAGAAGAUUGUGUUGGGGAUCCUGAGGAAGAUACUGAGAACCCUGUUCUAAAGUCAGAACAGGAAGCACAGAUUGGCAGAGGUUCUCGUGGAGAUGUUACUAUGUUGCCUACUAUUGUUUUAAACAACAGACAGUAUAGAGGGAAGUUGGACAGAGGAGCCGUUCUUAAGGCUAUUUGCUCAGGAUUUGAGGAGACAACAGAGCCGUCAAUUUGCUUAACUGAUGAUAUACAAACAAAUGAGUGCUUAGUGAACAAUGGUGGAUGCUGGGAAGAUAAAGAUGCUAAUAUUACAGCAUGCAGGGACACUUUCCGUGGGCGGGUGUGCGGUUGUCCCACUGUGCAAGGUGUGGAAUUUGUUGGUGAUGGUUACACUCAUUGUGAAGCACCUGGAGCACUGCGAUGUCGACUUAAUAACGGGGGUUGUUGGAAGCAAACCAGGGAUGGUCUAACAUAUUCUGCUUGCAAUGAUGACCGCACACAGGGUUGCCUGUGUCCUCCAGGUUUCAAAGGUGAUGGGGUUAGUACUUGUGAAGGCUUGGUCCAGAGCGGACAAUAUCAUACUAAUGUGGAGUUAAGAUAUUGAUGAAUGCAAGGAGAAAACAGUGUGUCAAUGCCCUGAAUGUAAAUGCAAGAACACAUGGGGAGGCUAUGAAUGCAAUUGUCAUGGAAAUCUCUUAUACAUGAUUGAGCACGACACAUGUAUAAGUAAAGCUGCAUAUACCGAGAUUAGCUGGGGUUCUGUUUGGGUCAUCAUACUUGGAGCGGCUGCUGCGGGACUUGCAGGAUAUGCCGUGUACAAGUACAGAUUCCAGAGGUACAUGGAUUCGGAGAUUCGUGCCAUCAUGGCGCAGUACAUGCCGUUAGACAAUCAAGGGGAGGUCCCCAACCACAUUGUCUCCCAUGGAAACUUCUGAGUAUCAAGCUCCUCCCGUCGCAGCUGAAUGGUGGCCCACUCGGUGGUGUUACUUGGUGGUGUAAAGAGACAUGUCCUCCGUUGCUGAUCCAGAACCGAAACCCUCUCGUUUUAAGCUCAAGGACCAUCCUCCUUUUAGCAGCAGAUAUGCCACUGCCUUCUUGGAUAAAAUGUUCCAUUUAAUGGACAAAUGAUGUUCUACCCAUGUAUAUAUAUGUAAUCUGUAGGACAUCCACUAAGCUCCACUAAGCGGUAGAUAGGAAAUUUGCAUGUAAUGCUGUCCUCUCUUAAGAUAAAAUACAGGGAUAUCCCAGAAGAAACUCAAAAAAUAAGAUUAAAUUUAACAUAUUUUGCCAAGUAAGAUUUUGUCCCUUCCUAAAAAUAGGACUUAUUAAAUUAAAC
Messenger RNA from Cuscuta europaea, 2588 nucleotides. NCBI's taxonomy places the organism in Eukaryota, Viridiplantae, Streptophyta, Magnoliopsida, Solanales, Convolvulaceae. The record is from the annotation of a GenBank genome assembly.